AUGUGCAAGGUCCGAGAUGAGAUGUUGGAGUUGGCUCGGUUGUUUUGUCUCGGCUUCCCUAUCACUACUAACCGACUGAACCCUUUAGCAGAUUCUACUGAGAAGAAUAUCAGGGGUGGUCUUGCAUCUAAGGAGCCGGAUCAGAGUAAGGUUCUCCCUAUACUGGGAGGACUUGGAUUUGAGAUUAGUGUGCAGUUCAUUGGGAAAUGGAAGAUAAUUGAGUUAUCUUCUCAGAGACUCCGCUCUACUUGUAUUCCAAUCAAGCGGAGCUACUCUGAGAGACGUACAUGUACAAGAAAGAUGAUUGAUCAAUUCGUCAAUUUUAUUAUUCGGCCUCCCAGGGCUCAGUAUAAUCCAGAUCAGUACCUAUGGGAAAAGGAAUUCUUCCUUGCAGGAAAAAAAUAUCAGAGGAAGGAUUUGGAGCUCAAGAAUGCUAGAGGAUAUACUUUGCAGUGUAGUCAUUACCUCCCUUUUUCUGUCGCGGAAGAUAUUUCUCUUCCUUGUGUUGUAUAUUGCCAUGGAAAUAGUGGAUGUAGGGCAGAUGCCAAUGAAGCUGCUGUAAUUCUUCUGCCAUCAAAUAUUACUGUUUUUACGCUUGACUUCUCGGGGUCAGGCUUAUCGGAUGGUGACCAUGUUAGCCUUGGUUGGCACGAAAAAGAAGACCUCAAGAUGGUGGUGUCGUAUUUAAGAGAGAACAAACAAGUAUCGCGUAUAGGUCUCUGGGGACGAUCCAUGGGUGCUGUCACUUGCCUUCUUUAUGGAGCCGAAGACCCUUCUAUAUCUGGAAUGGUGUUGGAUAGCGCCUUUUCAAACUUAUAUGGCUUGAUGAUGGAGCUUGUUGAUGUCUAUAAAAUUCGACUUCCGAAGUUCACUCUUAAAAUGGUUGUACAAUACAUGCGGCGGGUUAUUGAGAAGAAAGCAAAGUUUGAUAUUAUGAACCUUAACUGUUUGCAGGCAGCACCGAAGACAUCCAUUCCUGUUUUAUUUGGACAUGCUAACGACGACGAUUUUGUUCAGCCUCACCACUCUGAUCUCAUCUCUGAAUCCUAUGCGGGAGAUAAAAACACCAUAAAGUUUGAGGGUGAUCACAACUCUACUCGACCACAGAUCUUCUACGAUUCAGUUUGUAUUUUUUUCUACAAUGUCCUCCGCCCUCCUCAUAUUCCUAGAUCUCGUAGAUUUGAGACAUAUUACAGUAUGAAGGAUACAAGAGUCGGUUCUCCUGAGGAUGAGGACGUAUUGUAUGAUAUAGUCUCUAGUUUACAGUCUUCAACUACUGAUGCUGCCAGUUCAUCUUCUGCUUCUACAACCAUUUCAAAUUCAAUCCUAUCCUCGGAGUCUGUGAUUAGAAAAGAAACAACACAUGGCUGUGGUGAACUUGUAGAUUCAAAGGAUGAGCAAAAUUCUCCAACUGAAGAUUAUUUCUCAUACUGUGGCUCAACAAGAGAAAGCUUGGUUGGUGAUAAUGAUUCUGAGGUAUUUGUAACACCUUUGGGAAGUAUGAGAGAGACAUUGGAAGAACAAAAAGAAGGUGAAAAGAAUCAAAAGAAGAAGAAGAAGAAGAAAGCUGAAACAGACGGAAAGAAACUGAAACCAGACAGGUUUGAGAAGCUGGAGUCCUUUAGUCGACGCCUGCGGCUCUGCCUUUUGAAGGGAUCUGCCCAUCAAAGACACAAAUCCUCUUGAUUGCUGUUGUGAGAUCUUCAUCUAACAUUACUAUUUUCAUAACAUCAAUGUAAUAAUACAGUACAAUUUUAAGGCAAUCCAUGAAAUUCAACUUGUAUAUGUAGCUUGAUUCUCUGUCAAAAAAGAAAAACUUGUAUGUA
This is a messenger RNA of Lathyrus oleraceus (garden pea), 1826 nucleotides long. RefSeq lists its product as uncharacterized. The record is from RefSeq and is a predicted model, not a curated record. Bases 1 to 1686 code for a protein of 561 amino acids. The transcript is spliced from 14 exons. NCBI's taxonomy places the organism in Eukaryota, Viridiplantae, Streptophyta, Magnoliopsida, Fabales, Fabaceae.